AUGGGUAGUGGGCCAUCGGUGCAGGAACACCUGCACAAGUGGGAGACCGCGCUCGGGGAGCUCGAGCACCUCUGCUCGGCCAAUCGACGCUUCAUGGACCAGGACCGCAUCUACGGCAGUGGGGCCGCCCUGAACGACAUACAGAGGGCCACAGAUGACGAGGCCACCUCCGAUCGAGGAGGAGCUCGACGGCCAUCGUCACUCGUUUCCUUCAGCCCAACCACAACAGCAGUCACACCAGAGGGGGGUAUGGGUGUUAGCGUGGGCAGUCUUCAUCGACAAAACCGCAGCGGUGCCUCAACGGUCAGCACAGCACCACUGCAGGAGAGCCGCACUGGCUUUGGAUUCACGGUUUACAACGGCGUGUCUGGCACCUGCCCGGUGAACUCGAACUCCGUGCAGGGCGGCGGCAUCGUGCUCUCUGGCAACGCCACCAAUGACGCGACCAACAGGAGUGUAGGAUCUGCCUCGGUGGGUCAGCAACCCAAGCACACGCGCCAGCAAGUUCUCGAGAUUCGAAAAGCGCGCAUGAGCCUCUUUCGAAGCUACGAGGCUGAAAACUCGGAUGCACUCACCGACCUCAUGCAAUGCAGCCACUUCGGUGCUGCUGCUGUGGCUCUCUCCUACCUGCUUGGUGGUGACGCGAACUGCAAGGACCGCCGGCGUCGCGUCACUCUCGAAGACAUCUUCUUCGCUACGCAGUCCCCGCUGCACAUGCUGUACUCCGGCUCACCACAUCUGCCGAUCAUGGCAGGCAUCAUCCGUGAGUUCCUUGACGUUGAUAACCGGUUCAAGGGCGAUUACAGCCUGGAAGCGGUCCACCUUGACGUGUCGCCGACGAUGGGACAGGUGGAGCUCGGCCCGAACGAGGUGGGUGACCGGCAGACUCGCAUGCAGCUGCCGGAAUUCCAGCGCCUCAUCACGCAGGACUGCGAGGACGAGGCUCAGGCGAUUCGUAUCGUCAACUAUGACCCGUACGUUUUGGAGCAAGCGAUGCUUGUGGACGCCUUUGAAGAUGAAGACGACCUGAACUCCCCCCUGGCAACCUCUGUGCUAGGGCUAAAUCCGCACCACACGGAGCGGCAGUACUCCCCACGAAACGAGGGUGCCUAUGCAGUUGUAGUCGACGUUCGGAAUGCUGUACAGCUUAUGGUGACCAUCGCCGAGGGCGUCGUGAACGACUCGCUGCACGUGAAGCUGAAGGAGGUACCCGUGGCGUCUCUCUUCAAGGCAAUGAUGACGGCCGAGGAAGGCCAUCGCGCGCGCGGCUUCAUUCGCGUCUUCAAGAAGGAGCUCAACCCAGAGUUCACCACGGAUGAGAUCAAGACGUUCUGGACGCCGGAGCUGUGCAGCGGCAAGGUACUUGGCACAACGCAGCUGGGCACGGACGCCAUGGCCAUCUCCCACCACAUCAGCCCCCACAUCGUCGGCGUGGCGUGGGCGAUGCAUCUGCUGGCCGGUGUUCGCCCUGGGACGCACGGGUACGGCAAUGGCCUCCCAGUCUCUGACAUUAUCCGCACCAUGAAGCUGCCCGCAGAGGUGUUCGUGGAUGGCGUACUACCGCUAGAGCAGGUGUACGAGUAUGCCUCCGGCUACGUGCAGCGGUCGAGGCGUGACAUGGAUGUGCGCCUCUACCCGGUGCUCACGAAGAUCUUCCGCGAGGACGCGGUGCCGACGAUUUCGGUGUUCGACCUCGAGUCCAUCCUCAUCAACGUGAGGGACGCGAACACCGACCCGGAGUCUCCGGUGCAUGUGAUGGUGAUAAUGUACAACGCAUGCGUGGCGCACAAUGUGCUGUACAUCGUGGAAGAGCCGCAGUGGUGUGUGCUGGCCGGCUACGAUCAGGAAAUGCAAACGGCCGUGCUGAUCGACGCCCACCCAAAGACAUUUUCCCGCACCUGGUCAUGCCCGCUGGAUCGUCUUCACAAGGCCAUGACCGGGAACGGAUACCUCAUGUUUUCAAAGCGCAGCACGAACCCGGAGUCGCGGCGCAUUGGUGCUCCAGCCACGAUGGCCCCCACAGUGGAGAGUCGACUUGAGCUGGUGGAGCGCCAGCACGAACUGGGCCGUGCUUGGGAAGGCGAGGCCGCGUUUGCCGUGCCGAAGGCGUUCACCUUUCCCUCGCUGCCUCUCAUGCCGACGAUGGUGGCCAUGACGUGCACCCGACUCGGCGUCCCAACCACAUUUGACGAUGUGGUGCUGCGCCUCCCGUUUGAAAUAUCCGCCCUGGUCAUUCGGAACCUGACACUGGAGAUCAUGCACGUGUGUCUGACACAGUACUUGCGUGUGGCGGGGUUGCAGGACGAGGUGCAAGUGAAGGCGUAUCAUGGGGAGAGCAACGCACGCGGGCUCCUCAUGCUGCCGCUGCCACUGCUCGAGGAACUCAUCCAGACAUCACUCGACGGACACAAUGUCCUGCUGCUGCACUUCGACCCCAGCCACCUACUCGUAAACGGGGCCUCGCGCCCGUUCGGUACCCUUGGCAUGGUUGUCGGCUACGACGCGGAGCUCCGAAGCGUGCGUGUGGCGGAUGCGAACCCCAACAGCUUCCUGCGCGAGUGGUCGGCGCCGCUGCUAGAGGUCUUCGAGUCCGUACUCGAUAGCGACGUCACGCGGAAGCACCGCACUCGCGGUGUACUGCUCGUCUCGCGUGCCGCAGCGGCUGGGGGUGCCACAGGUCCGGUGUUUGCGCCGCCGUGCAGCCGUGCUUUCCGCCUCGAGCUACUGCCCGUCUUGAACGUCUUCCUUGUUAGCCCCAGCCCCCACUUCCAAGGGAUGUCCUUCGCCUUUUCACAGCUGGGCUACUACUACAGCCCGGAGGAGAUCUUCUACGAGGCGUACCUGAAGACGAUGGAUGAUCAGCGGCGGCGUGGCAGCCAGGCCUUUGCGUGGCGCGAUGUCGAAGUGUCGCUGUCAAUCAUCAACAAAAAAAUUGAUGCCUUUUUCAUGGCAGAGGGGUGCCGGAAGUUCCUCGAGUCGCGCAAUGGACAUCAGAAUGGCACCCAAGAGACUAUCUCGGUGCAGGUGCUGGAGGACAUCGAUGUGGACGAGGAGCUGGACGAGCUUCUGGAGAAGUCUACGCAGUCCUCGGACACCGUUCUUCUUCUGAACUACGACGUACUACGUACGCACCAGCUGCCGAACCUCGGCCGCAGUGUGGCUACCGUGAAGAGCUACAACAAGGAGAAGCAGCUGGUCGAGCUGUGGGACGCCGAGUACGCCGUCUUUGGUCUCUCCUUUGUAGUCACAAAGCAGCAGCUCAUCGAAAUGGGAGAUCUGGAGAACGUCGGCUCCAGCCCGUACGGCUUUGUUCAGUUCAAGCGUGUUGCAGCCGGUGCCGCCACCAAGAAGCUGGGUCUUAUGUCUGCACCAUCGACGCUGGAGGAGGAGGAGGCGGAGCUCGAGGCGGCCACCGCCGCAGCAGAGACAAAGUGA
This is a messenger RNA of Leishmania braziliensis MHOM/BR/75/M2904, 3435 nucleotides long. RefSeq lists its product as hypothetical. Bases 1 to 3435 code for a protein of 1144 amino acids. The record is from RefSeq and is a predicted model, not a curated record. Lineage: Eukaryota; Euglenozoa; Kinetoplastea; Trypanosomatida; Trypanosomatidae. The transcript has a single exon.